Dendrobium catenatum is the source of this 1847-nucleotide messenger RNA. RefSeq names its product retrovirus-related Pol polyprotein from transposon RE2. The record is from RefSeq and is a predicted model, not a curated record. The transcript is spliced from 2 exons. Gene Ontology annotation, molecular function: nucleic acid binding; zinc ion binding. The coding region runs from base 1011 to 1526 and encodes 171 amino acids. NCBI's taxonomy places the organism in Eukaryota, Viridiplantae, Streptophyta, Magnoliopsida, Asparagales, Orchidaceae.
AACUGAUAAGUGCGUUUGAUACAUCAUCGUGCCUCUCCACUAACGCAAACGGCUACCGCAGCUUUCCCAGCUUUUACAGUGCUAAGUUAAUCCCGCCCGUUCACGGUCUGGAUCUAGUUUGAUCUCAACCGUUGCUGCUCAACGAACUCUGUCAUCUUCCUUAUAUGAAUACCAGCACUGUAGCAUUGAGUGUUAAGGAAGAAUAAAAGUUUUACACUACAAUGAUCUCAUCUGUCUUGAUUUUCUAUUGCCUUUUUACUAAUCCAUUUUGCAGGAUGAAGUUCGUUGCCUAGUCUUGAACUUCUUCAUGGUAUCAGAGCAACCUGGUAUCAAUGGACUCUCCAGCAUCAUCUGUCACUCCGCCCUCCUCACAAUCGGCUCCGAAGACCGAAAUUUCCAUCCCUCCCCAACUCAAGUUUCUCAUGACCAAUGUCAAAACCGUGCUCAGUACACAGCUUAAUGCUGACAACUAUCCUAUUUGGAAAGCUCAAAUCCUAACUCUCUUCUCUGCUAAUGGAUUUGAAGGCUACCUGGAUGGGUCUUCCGCCAUGCCAAUGCGUCAAGUUCUCGCAUCAGACGGAACGAUAAGCACUAAUCCUCUCUAUCAGUCAUGGAAACUCAUAGAUCAGAAUUUAGCAUCAGCUUUGUAUGCUACCAUUUCUCCGUCGCUUCUUCCCUAUGUUCUCAACCUUGAGUCCUGUCAUGCCAUCUGGACUACCAUUCAGCGGCGACUUCAAUCCACCAAUCCUUCCAAACAACUUCAACUGAAGAGUGGGUUACAUAAUGUACAAAAGGGAGACAAAACUAUGGUUCAAUAUCUCUCUGACAUUAAAUAGAAAGUCGAUGCGAUUACUGCAGCUGGCUCUACCAUCGACUCUGCAGACAUUAUUCUGUAUACUCUAAAAGGAUUACCACCAGCAUACAAUGCAUUUAAAACCACCAUUAGAUCUCAACUCCAACCAAUCGGUGUAGAUGAUUUCUACUCUUUAUUGUGCACUGAAGAGCUCAAUAUGCAAUCUAACUUAGCUAUUGAAAUGCCUACUCAAACCACUACUGAUACCAACUUUGCUCUACAAGCUGUUCGUGGUCGUUCUAGAGGCAGGGGACGCUUCUCUUAUAACCAGAAUCGUGGUGGUCGAUCUCCGUCUCCAGCCACCCGUGGGGGACGUCGUCCUCGUUCCUCUGUUCAAUGUCAAAUUUGUAACAGGGUCGGCCAUUCAGCCUUUCAGUGUUGGUAUCGCACUGACCUCAAUUACCAACCAGUUCAACAAGCCUUUCUGUCUGCAGAUGCCCCCAGCUCCGAUGACUGGUUCCUCGACACUGGAGCUACAUCGCAUCUAACAUCCAAUCUACAGCAUCUACAAACCCCUCAAACCUAUACUGGCUCAUCGCAAAUUCAGGUUGGAAAUGGUCAGCUGCUGCCUAUUGCUAAUUCCGGACAAGGUCUUCUUCCCACUCCGUCUCGAUGCCCGGACCAAUCAGAUUCUUCUCCAAGGUCCAUGUCGUCAAGGUCUCUACCCCAUUGAGCUUCGACCUGCUGCUUCAUACUCUUCUACAACUCAUUCGACAGCUCUUCACACCAAAAUGAUCGAUCCAGUUUUGCUUCAUCAACGACUUGGGCAUCCGUCUCCAUCUACUCUUCAACUGCUUUCGGCUUAUUUUCCCACUAAGAGACUUGUAUCUAGUUUUCACUGCUCUGCCUGUUUGCGAGCAAAGUCUCAUCGUCUACCUUUUUCUUUAUCUGCUUCCAAAACCAAGAAUGUAUUAGAACUAAUCCACUGUGAUGUAUGGGGUCCUUCCCCAAUAGUAUCAAACAAUGGUUAUAAAUACUAUCUUCUUUUUGUUGA